GGCCUACUACGUUGAGCUCUGCUCCGCAUCCCCAGUUUCUGUUUCUUUUCUUUCCCGCCAUUUCUAGCCUGCUUUCUCUUUCUCUCUCAAACAGCGUCUGAUCUCGGAAGGCCGAAGAAGAUGUUGUGGGUGGACAAGUAUCGUCCCAAAACCCUAGACCAGGUCACAGUUCACCAGGACGUGGCGCAGAAUCUGAAGAAAUUGGUUACCGAGCAGGACUGCCCUCAUUUGCUCUUCUAUGGCCCCUCCGGUUCCGGGAAGAAAACCCUAGUCAUGGCUCUUAUUCGACAGAUGUUCGGUGCCAGUGCGGAGAAGGUGAAGGUGGAGAAUAAAACGUGGAAAGUUGAUGCUGGAACCAGAACUAUUGAUAUCGAGUUGACCACGUUAUCGAGCACAAACCAUGUGGAGCUCACUCCCAGUGAUGCAGGUUUUCAAGAUAGGUACAUCGUUCAAGAUAUAAUCAAAGAGAUGGCGAAAAACAGACCAAUUGACUCCAAAGGGAAAAGGGGACAUAAAGUUUUGGUUCUAAACGACGUUGACAAACUAUCAAGAGAAGCCCAGCACUCUCUCAGGAGAACAAUGGAGAAAUAUAGCUCGUACUGCAGGUUAAUACUUUGCUGCAAUAGUUCAUCAAGAGUUACUGAAGCAAUCCGUUCUCGCUGCCUAAAUGUGCGGAUAAAUGGACCAACGGAGGAGCAGAUCGUCAAAGUACUAGAGUUGAUUGGGAAGAAAGAAGGACUGCAGCUUCCACCUGGAUUUGCUUCUCGUAUUGCAGAAAAAUCAAACCGGAGUUUGAGGAGAGCUAUUCUAUCAUUUGAGACUUGUCGUGUUCAGCAGUAUCCUUUUGCUAGUAACCAGGCAAUACCACCAAUGGAUUGGGAGGAGUACAUCUCUGAGAUAGCAUCAGACAUAAUGAAGGAGCAAAGCCCUAAGAGACUGUUCCAGGUUCGUGGGAAGUUAUACGAGCUACUUGUUAAUUGUAUUCCACCAGAGAUUAUAUUGAAGAGACUGCUUUAUGAGCUACUUAAGAAGUUGGAUGCCGAAUUACAGCAUGAGGUCUGCCAUUGGGCUGCAUAUUAUGAACAUAGGAUGCGCCUUGGACAGAAAGCCAUCUUCCAUAUUGAAGCUUUUGUGGCGAAGUUCAUGAGCAUAUACAAGAAUUUCCUCAUCUCGGCGUUCGGCUAAAGAGAAGAUCACAGUUCACUCAGGAAAAAGCAAUUGGGUAAGUUCAUAGGUCUGAUGUUGGAAUGAAGCCAGUUUAUGGUGUAUUUAUCUUAUAUUUUGGCAUUUUAGGUCUUUUUUUUUAUUAGGGAACUUGAAGUUUUAACUUGAGGGAUGUGCUCUGAAUCUAACAUGGCAGAAAAAAUGGCAAAUCUUCUACUCAUUUUCUAGCACUACCUACUGGAGUCAUUGCUUUUCUAUUUCUUAAAUGAAAAUAUCAAUAAUAGAGAAAGAAAGAGAGGUCAUCGAUAAUUGGCCUCUCUUUUUCUCCUUUUUCUUUAUGAUAUUUGUUUCUAUAUCCAAGAGACAGUUCGGUUGGCAAGGACUUGAAUCCUCUUAGUUAUAUUGGCUUAGAAGUCUCAAAUUCGAACCUUCUGAUGAGCUUAAUAUCAAAAACCCUUGAUGUC
This is a messenger RNA of Momordica charantia (bitter melon), 1628 nucleotides long. Its product is annotated as ATPase family associated with various cellular activities (AAA). Gene Ontology annotation, molecular function: ATP hydrolysis activity; DNA binding; DNA clamp loader activity. Lineage: Eukaryota; Viridiplantae; Streptophyta; Magnoliopsida; Cucurbitales; Cucurbitaceae. Gene Ontology annotation, biological process: DNA repair; DNA-templated DNA replication. The record is from RefSeq and is a predicted model, not a curated record. Gene Ontology annotation, cellular component: nucleus; DNA replication factor C complex.